Medioppia subpectinata is the source of this 1332-nucleotide messenger RNA. The record is from the annotation of a GenBank genome assembly. Lineage: Eukaryota; Metazoa; Arthropoda; Arachnida; Sarcoptiformes; Oppiidae.
AUGAGCGGACGGCAAGUGAUGGCAAACCUAUCGGCAAAACUGGACUCUGUUUUGUCCAUCGAUGAGAUCGAGAAGACAGGCGUAUUGGCGGCCACAUCGCAGCUGCACCAGAGGGCUCAGGAGAUCCGCCAACAGCGGGUCAACUGGCAGUCGUACCUCCAGUCGCAAAUGGUAUCUCAAGAGGACUUCCAGCUGAUCACCCAAUACGAGUCGGCGACGGGCGGCGAACAGCGGCACCAGUUGUUGGACAAGUACGGCGAACAGUGCGCCCAUAUGUUCAACAGUCUGUUGAACAACAUAUCCAAAGACCAGACCAUUCAAUACAUACUGUGUAUUAUUGACGACAUGAUACUCGAGGACCGAACACGAGUCGAGUUAUUCAAGGAGUACUCCAAGAAGAAGAAACAGUCGGUUUGGUAUACAUUCCUCAACCUAUUGAAUAGGAACGACCCCUUCAUCCAGAAUAUGACGGCGUUGAUUAUAGCGAAGAUCGCCUGUUGGACAACGAGUGAACCGAUCGAGGGCUCGGACCUCAACCUAUUCCUCACAUGGCUUAGGGAUCAAUUGAAACUAUCGAACAACGAAUACAUUCAGUCGAUCGCCCGAUGCAUGCAAAUGAUGCUCCAGAACGACAGGUAUCGGGACGUGUUUGUGGGCAUCGACGGCAUCACUGCCAUCGUUCAGGUGCUGUCCGGACGGAUCAACUUCCAGAUCCAGUAUCAGUUGGCGUUUUGCCUGUGGAUACUGACGUUCAACGAGCCGUUGGCCACCAGAAUGAAUAAAUACAACGCUAUACCAGUGUUGGCCGAUGUGCUGAGCGAAGCGGUCAAAGAGAAAGUGACCCGAAUGGCGCUGGCCACAUUCAGGAAUUUGAUUGAAAAGCCAACGGACACUGAGAUCACACGUGAUAACGCGAUUACAAUGGUUCAGUGCAAGGUGUUAAAGCAGUUGGAAAUACUGCAACAGUCGGGCCAGAAGUUUGACGACCCGGACAUCAAAGAGGACAUCGAUUAUCUGACAGAAAAACUGUUGGCAUCGGUGCAGGACUUGUCCUCAUUCGACGAGUACGCCACUGAAGUGAAGAGCGGACGCCUGGAGUGGUCGCCCGUCCACUCGUCCGACAAGUUUUGGAGGGAAAACGCCGGACGUCUUAAUGAGAAGAACUACGAGUUGUUGAAAAUACUGGUCCGACUCCUCGAGACCAGCAAAGAUCCACUCGUGUUGUCCGUCGCGGCGCAUGAUUUGGGCGAAUACGUGCGCCAUUACGCCCGUGGAAAAGUGUACGUGGUGUUUUUGGGGCAGGGUUCAUUUUAUGUUUUGAUUAAUGUGUAG